CAACCUGCUAUCGAUGAAGACAACAACACCAUACUACUUCAAGCGCUUUAAAAAUGUUAAAAAAGAAACUUGAAUAUAAAAUAACAACAAAUCCCACUCCAAAUACCAGCCAUAAUGUGGUUGAUACAAAUAGAAAUGAGGUAUUAAAAGUUUCGCCAUACUUUGCCCCCUCCUUUUGGGAACAAUUCUAUGGUUGGGAAUGUCAACUGAAUGGGUCAUUACGUUUGCUGACACCUGUUCCGGAGAUAAAGCAUAUUUACAACCCCGUGGAAUAUGCGGCACAGGUGCAUUGUGAAUAUCUAAAACGAUUUUUAAAGGGACCAAAGAUGGUGAUGUUUAUUGGCAUGAAUCCGGGAGCGGAUGGCAUGGGACAAAAUGGGGUUCCCUUUGGCAAUAUAUCCACUGUACGGGACAUCAUGAAUUUGAAUGGCCUUAUCUCUGAGCCACCAAACCAACAUCCCAAAAGACCCAUUAAAGGAUUCGACUGUACCAAAGAGGAGCCAAGUGGCAAACGUUUAUGGACACUCUUUCAGAAACUAUCAUAUGAUUCAUUAGAUGUCUUCUUCCAGCUUUGUUUUGUGCACAAUUUUUGCCCAUUGAUGUUUUUCGAUGCUCAGGGGCGCAAUAUAACACCAAGCGAAUUGAAGGGUCCCUACAAAAAGCACAUACAAGAUACUUGUCUUCGCACCACCGAAGCGCAAUUGCAUUUAAUACAACCUGAAAUAAUUAUAGCCGUUGGUGACUAUGUAUUCAGAACUCUGAAGCAGUCCGAAUAUUGUAAAAACAAACGUCUAUUGCGUUUGGAUCAUCCCAGUCCACGAUCGCUAAACAACACCAAUUGGCCGGAGAAAGCGGAAAAGUUUCUGCGAGAGAAUGAUCUAUUGAAGUAUUUGAGAAAUGAAGUUAAUAUUGAUUGAACUUAAUUUUAUUCUGAGCUGAGCUCGGUAUUGUGCAAAUAUGGUAUUAUUUUAAGUUUUUAAGACAUGAAGUAUUAUAUUUUAAGUUUUGUUUUGUAAUCUUUAAAGCAUUAUUAACCAAUAUUAAAAACAUGAACUUUUUUAUUUUCAUAAUGUAUGAUUGACAGAAAA
Stomoxys calcitrans (stable fly) is the source of this 1088-nucleotide messenger RNA. RefSeq names its product single-strand selective monofunctional uracil DNA glycosylase (gene Smug). Gene Ontology annotation, molecular function: oxidized pyrimidine nucleobase lesion DNA N-glycosylase activity; single-strand selective uracil DNA N-glycosylase activity. Gene Ontology annotation, biological process: base-excision repair. The record is from RefSeq and is a predicted model, not a curated record. NCBI's taxonomy places the organism in Eukaryota, Metazoa, Arthropoda, Insecta, Diptera, Muscidae. The transcript has 2 exons. The coding region runs from base 54 to 917 and encodes 287 amino acids.